Messenger RNA from Labeo rohita (rohu), 534 nucleotides. RefSeq lists its product as uncharacterized. Lineage: Eukaryota; Metazoa; Chordata; Actinopteri; Cypriniformes; Cyprinidae. Bases 1 to 477 code for a protein of 158 amino acids. The record is from RefSeq and is a predicted model, not a curated record. The transcript is spliced from 3 exons.
AUGAAGUCCACUCCUUCUCCUCCUCCUCCAGCGUUUGUUCGUGUCAGCGAGCGAGACCUGACAGAGAUUGAGCUCCAUUCCGUCGACUCCAUCAAUGACCUGCACCGCACACACACCGAACAGCACAGCAAAGGUGUUCAGCCACCCCGUCCACCGCCUCCUUCCUCCAACGGAAACCUUCCGACGCAAGAUCGAAUUGUUGUCUAUCAAACAGGUCAACCAGUGAGAAGGCCCUGUGUGAGCAGACUGAAUGACAUAUGCACUUCCACUAGGCGGCACUAUUUUUUAUCAUGUGCAGCCAUUAUUGCGUUCCUCCUUAUUCUCAUUCUUAUCUUCAGUUUUUUAGUCCAGCAGAGCAAUGCUCUCCACACACUUUUGGAGAUGGUGAAACAGAAACAGGAAACAGCUGAAGAAAUCUCCCAAUUCUUACAAGAGCUGCAAAAGCUGCACAUUAACCUCACAGAGCAGCGACCAUAACAGCAAAUCAUUCAACACAAACCCACACUGUGACAACACUGAGAGAAGAGCACCGAU